AUGUAUAGAGCAAGAAGGCAUCCAGAUCUUGAUAAUAUGCCUGAGUUUUUAUUCGAAAAUACUCUGAUAUUAUCGGAUCCAAGAGAGGAAAAUUGUUAUUCAACAAUAAAAGAUUAUUGUUGUCCAAAUUUCACUUUGAUGUCUUUUACUGCCAUAGUUUCAUUGAUUCAAUUGUCUUUGUUUAUUGUUAUGUGUUUCUUUGGGGAUUUUAAUCUUCAGAAUACUAUUUUGUAAUUCUCUGACGAAACUCUUGAUAGUUUUGGAAGGUGCUCUGCAUAUAAUGUGAAAUACCAAUUAGAGUUCUAUAGACUAUUAACUUGUCUGUUCAUUUUUAACAAUGUCAAAGAUUUGUGUGGAGAACUAUUGUUGUAAGUGAUUGUUGUUUCAAUGGCGGAGAAGUUUAUUGAUAAGAAAACCACGUUGUGCCUUUAUUUGUUGACUGGAGUGGCUGGAUCUAUAACAUUCAUAGUGUUUUAUGAUCAAAGUAUACAAGGAAAUUCAUUUUGUGUUUUUGGAAUGGUUGGCUUAAUGUUUGGGUUUAUAAUUUAGAAUGCAUAAUAAGAUGAGGCAAGACAAGUAAUCAUGCAAGUAACCAUGUUUAUAUUUAUUAUUGGACUAAUUGGGUUUUUUUAUAAAAACUCAUUAAUUUUUGGAAUUUACGGAAGUUUCUUAAUUGGAAUUAUAAUCGGAUUGAUUUAACCAACAUAAAAUAGAAUCUUUUAAAGAACCAAAUUGAAAUUCGUUGGAUUAGGUGUUAUUUUCAUGUACUUUACUGGAUUUAUUUAUAUUUUUUUUUCUUUUAGAAUACCAUCACGUCCUAUUCAAUAACAAUGA
Molecule: messenger RNA, 834 nt
Organism: Paramecium tetraurelia
Lineage: Eukaryota; Ciliophora; Oligohymenophorea; Peniculida; Parameciidae
Exons: 4
Biological process (GO): proteolysis
Cellular component (GO): membrane
Molecular function (GO): serine-type endopeptidase activity
Source: RefSeq, a predicted model, not a curated record